Cyprinodon variegatus (sheepshead minnow) is the source of this 1506-nucleotide messenger RNA. RefSeq names its product GTPase IMAP family member 4-like. The transcript has 2 exons. Gene Ontology annotation, molecular function: GTP binding. NCBI's taxonomy places the organism in Eukaryota, Metazoa, Chordata, Actinopteri, Cyprinodontiformes, Cyprinodontidae. Bases 2 to 1171 code for a protein of 389 amino acids. The record is from RefSeq and is a predicted model, not a curated record.
GAUGCAGGAUGCAAGCAACGUUCAGGCUCCAAAUUUGCUGCAGUUUCUAUACUACUCCCUUCGACUGAGGAUGGACAGCUACAGUGUCAGCUCAAACAAGGCCAGCAACUCUGGAAUAAACUUUACAAACGACAAUGAGUUGAGGAUUGUGAUGGUGGGGAAGACUGGAAUUGGGAAGAGUUCCACUGGAAACACCAUUCUUGGUCGACCCUGCUUUCAGUCCAAAUGCAGCCCCAAAUCCAUGACUGUCAACUGCUCCAAAUGUUACUCUGAGAUUGACGGACAGCAGGUUGCUGUCAUUGAUACUCCAGGGCUGUUUGACACCAGAUUUGGAGAAGAUAAAACAAAAAAAGACCUGAGUCAGUGCAUCAGUUACGCUGCACCUGGACCCCAUAUCUUCCUGGUGGUCACUGCAGUGGGCAGAUUCACAGAAGAGGAAAAAAGAUCAGUGCAACAGAUCCAAGAGAUCUUUGGAGAGGCUGCAGACAAAUACAGCAUGGUUCUCUUUACUCGUGGGGAUGACCUUGAUUGCACCAUUGAGGAGUUUCUUCAUGAUAGCGAAGAUUUGAAUGAACUGGUGUCCAGAUGUAACGGCCAAUAUCAUGUCUUCAACAAUAAGGAUAAAGAUAGAGUUCAGGUCAACAAGCUGCUCCAGAAGAUCAAGAAAAUAGUUGAAAAGAACGGAGGAAGUCACUAUACCAAUGAGAUGUUUCAAGAGGCUGAGAAGGCAAUCGAACAGAAGAAACAACAUAUCCUGAAGGAGAAGGAAGAAAAGAUACGUAAAGAGAAAGAAGAACUGGAGAAAAAUAUUAAAGAAAAGUAUCAGAAAGAAAUCCAGAAAAUGAACGAGCAAUUCCAGGCUGAGAGAGAAAGGGAGAAGAGGGAGAGAGAGGAGGAAAUGAGGAGAGAAAAGGCUGAGAUGACCGAGGAGAGAAAGAAGGAAAUGGAAAAAAGGGAGGAAGAGAGACAGGCUAGAGAAAGAGAGUUUAAAGCCAUGAAAGAGCAACUGAAGGAAGAGCAUGAGAGAGAAAUUGAAAAAGCAAAAUCUGAGCUGCAGUCCAGACAUGAAUCUGAGGCCAGGGUUGAAGCUGAAGAAAAUAAUCCUUUUUAUCAUCUGAUUAUGGCUGCUCAACAUGCUGUACGGUUCUUUAAAGGCCUGUUUUCAAAAUAAAGGGGAACAUUUGUAAACUUGCACUCAUUAUUAAUAUCAGGGUGUGUACAAAAAUAUGACAAUAAAAACACAGGCAAUUGUAAAUCUCCCAAAGAAAACAAAGUAUAAAACACACCUAGAGCAUAAAAAACACACAGCAUUUAUUCUCUUUUAUUGUGUUAAUAGAAAAAGAAAAGCUCACGCAGAGUGUGACCCCUUCAUACUGCUGCAUAUUAACAAUUACCAAAGGGACGGAAAGAAGCUGAUUUAAAACAUCCAGGUUUAGUGAUUAACUUUUGCUUCAAUUAACUUCAUAUCUUCAGCUGAGGGUGUUUAAGUCUUUUACUGAAGAAGGU